UCUCUGAACCACAAGGCUAAUGCAAGCCUGUGGUCCAAGUGGGCCCCUGCCCAGUGAAUACUCGCAGAAAUUCUGAGUCACAACCCCCACCACACUGGCAGAAGCCAUGUGGCCACGCCGAACCACACCACACACCGCACUGCAAGGAGCUGAGCAGCCUAUUACUUUCAUAUGGGACGGUGACUCACCAAUGCAAACUAGCCCUUGUCGUGAGAUGUAGCCUACAGUAAAUAAAGCCUCCUUUGUUUACUUUUUUACAGUGAAAUGUUCAUUUUGACGUGUUUAUGGCUUUUUUGUUUAUAGUUCCUCAAAAGUCUAUACUCAUUCACUUAAUUUUGUGUGUUAUCCUUCAUAAUGAGCACAUUUGCUUUGUUUGGUGAGGAUUAGGAAUAUCACCCGGAGUAUUCUUUUUACACACAAGUCCACAAGAUCGAACAAGUUGGUGUCUACAUAGUAAAACCAGUGUGGUUAUAUUUUCAAAUGGCACACCUGUGGGGGAAAAAACUUGAAAAAGUGAAAACGUUUUAUUGUCAGAAUGAGGUGGUUUAUGUCUUGAAAACUCAUUUUGUGUGGAUAGCAGAGUGUCUGCAAUAAAUAGGCUAGUCUACUGUGUGGUAGUGCGUUAAACUCAAAGUAGCCUACCUUCUUAAAACGCACAUCCACCUAAUAACUUACUGCGCAACUGUUCCAACUGUCUUGAACACAGUAUAGGCUUGUGUCUCGCCCCUUACUUACAGUUGUCACCGUCACUUAACAACCAGUCACAGCUGUCUCACUCUCACUUUCUGGUUAGACCACAAUGGCCCUAAAGGGUUUUACUGUGACUGUUUUACCAUGUUGUAAAUGUGUACCCAUGCCUCGGGACAUUUUUACCUUUCUAAUGUAAAUAUAUAUUUCCACAUAUAAUGACGUAAAAGGAGAGAGAAAGCAACAGAAAUGUCGAAGACAAAGUAAACAUGUCAAAGUAAACAGUGGCAGGCUCGAAAUGUCGUUGAUAGGCUAAAAAUAGGCGUUGUGUAUUGGCAUACCGACGCACUUUCACCUGUAGCCUAGCUGGUUUGAUCUCGUGCGUCUUUUGACACUAUCCCAGGACGCAUUACGCAACGUCUGGAAAGUUGUACUCGCUCGGCUACAUGCAGAAAAGUAAAGCCCAAACACCGCCCGCCCGGAUGAAUCCUGACUAGCCCUUCAGCCUAUCGGGGAUGUCCCUUUUCGUUUCACAUUUCAAAUGGUGUGAAGGAAGGAACAGCAGGCAUGCGGGUCUAUGUUGUCUUCAGGAGGGAAUAGUGAGGAAGAAGAAGAAACUCGUGUAGGCUACUAACUACAACAUUUACGCAAAUCAAAAAAUGGGCUGGGCUAGAAUGAAAUGAGGAUUUCAUCCCUUGCAAUUCGAGACGACCCCGCUCCUCCGCUCUUCCCCCGGUCUCUCCACUCUCACUCACUGACUCAAAACAAAAGAACGUGCUCUGCACUCUGCUCGCUGUGCGAGUUGUGAAAGUGCCGUCUCUUCUCCUCGGAGAAAGCCGUCAGAGUCAGACAAGAUCCCCGGAUUUCUAUUCGCUCUUGGACUGAAAGAUGGCUGGCUCAAGCGGUCUGACCAGCGCCGCUGCCGCGAACUGCUAUGGCGCCUUUGAUAUUAACAUAAUUUAUGGACGCGGGAAUUACAUCCACGAGAUGACGUGCGGGGAGGUCGGACCCCACUUGUACAGCAGAAUGUGUUGCGCAGAUGAGCGGGAUCGGGUUCAGAAAAAGACCUUCACCAAAUGGGUGAACAAGCACUUAUUGAAGGCUCAGAGGCACAUCACAGACCUCUACGAGGACCUCCGAGAUGGACACAACCUCAUCUCGCUGCUGGAGGUGCUCUCGGGAGAGACACUGCCCCGGGAGAAAGGACGCAUGCGCUUCCACAAGCUGCAGAAUGUACAGAUCGCUCUGGAUUUCCUCAAACACAGACAGGUCAAGCUGGUCAACAUCAGGAAUGACGACAUCGCGGAUGGAAACCCCAAACUGACACUGGGCCUGAUAUGGACCAUCAUCCUCCACUUCCAGAUCUCGGACAUCCAGGUGAAUGGCCAGUCGGAGGACAUGACGGCCAAGGAGCGCCUGUUGCUAUGGUCCCAGCGCAUGGUGGAGGGUUACCACGGCAAUCGCUGUGACAACUUCACCACCAGCUGGAGAGACGGCAAACUCUUCAACGCCAUCAUACACAAACACAGGCCUGGUCUGAUUGACAUGGGGAAGGUGUACAGACAGACCAACCUGGAGAACCUGGAGCAGGCGUUCAGCGUUGCGGAGCGAGAGCUGGGCGUCACCAGACUUCUUGAUCCCGAGGAUGUGGACGUGCCUCACCCAGAUGAGAAGUCCAUUAUCACCUAUGUCUCCUCCCUCUAUGAUGUCAUGCCCAGAGUGCCCGAUGUCCAAGAUGGCGUCAAGGCCAACGAGCUGGAGCUGCGUUGGCAGGAGUACUAUGAGCUGGUCACCAUGCUGCUGCAGUGGAUCCGGCACCACAUCAUCGUCUUCGAGGAGCGCAAGUUCCCCGCCAGCUACGAGGAGAUAGACGUUCUCUGGCGUCAGUUCCUGAAGUUCAAGGAGACAGAGCUGCCCGCCAAGGAAGCAGACAAGAACCGCUCCAAGCACAUAUUCAAGUCCUUUGAGGGCGCCGUUCAGGCAGGCCAAAUCAAGGUUCCCUCCAACUACCACCCGUUUGACGUGGAGAAGGAGUGGGGGAGACUCCACGUGGCCAUCCUGGAGCGAGAACGCCUGCUGAGGACCGAGUUCGAGAGGAUGGAGCGUCUGCAAAGGAUUGUGGGUAAAGUGCAGAUGGAGUCCGGCAUCUGUGAAGAGCAACUCAACCAGGUGGAGACCCUGCUGCAGACGGACGUCCGUAUGUUGAGUGCAGGUAAGCCGCCGCAGCACACGGGCGAGGUGGAGUCGGACCUGGACAAGGCGGAGGGCAUGAUCCGGCUGCUCUUCAACGACGUCCAGAUGCUCAAAGAUGGCCGACACCUGCAGGCAGAACAGAUGUACAGAAGGGUGUACCGCCUUCACGAGCGGCUGGUCAACCUGCGUAGUGAAUACAACCUUCGUCUGAAGUCAGGCGUGACCCUCACUCAAAUGCCCAUGACCCAGGUGGCACAGGUGCCUAUGGCUCAGGUCCCCAUGAACCAGACCUCCAUGGGCAUGCAGCAGCAGGCGGCGUCGCGCGUGCGUCCCGAGCUGGACGAGGUGACCCUGCGUUACGUCCAGGACCUGCUGGCCUGGGUGGAGGAGAACCAGCGGCGCAUCGACGGGGCCGAGUGGGGCAGCGACCUGCCCACCGUGGAGUCGCAGCUGGGCAGCCACCGCGGCCUGCACCAGUCCAUCGACGACUUCCGCUCCAAGAUCGACCGCGCGAGGGCCGACGAGAAUCAACUGACCCCCGUCAGUAAAGGUGCCUACAGAGACUACCUGGCCAAACUGGAUCUGCAAUACGGAAAACUGCUGACCUCCAGUAAGACUCGUCUGAAGAGUCUGGACGAGCUUCAGGCGUUCGUGAUGGCGGCCACCAAAGAGCUGAUGUGGCUGGACGAGAAGGAGGAGGAGGAGGUCAACUACGACUGGAGCGACCGCAACACCAACAUGACCGGCAAGAAGGACAACUACUCCGGUCUGAUGCGUGAGCUGGAGCAUCGGGAGAAGAAGGUGAACACGGUUCAGGCCACCGGAGACAGACUGCUGAAGGAGGGACACCCAGCACGCAAGACCAUCGAGGUCUUCACUGCAGCUCUUCAGACCCAGUGGAGUUGGAUCCUUCAGCUCUGCUGCUGCAUCGAAACUCACCUGAAAGAAAACACUGCCUACUUCCAGUUCUUCAACGAUGUGAAGGAGGCGCAGGACCAGCUGAAGAAGAUCAACGACACCAUGAAGAGGAAGUACGUGUGCGACCGCUCCAUCACCGUCACACGCCUGGAGGACCUACUGCAGGACUCCGCGGACGAGAAGGAGCAGCUGGGUGAGUUCAAGACCCAUCUGGACGGGCUGAGCCGGAGAGCCAAGACGGUGGUGCAGCUGAAACCUCGUAACCCUGCCAACGCCGUGAAGGCCAAGCAGCCCGUACAGGCCGUCUGCGACUUCAAACAGAUGGAGAUCACGGUACACCGCGGCGAGGACUGCACGCUGCAGAAUAACUCUCAGCCCUACAAGUGGAAGGUACGCAACCCCAAAGGAGGAGAGGCCACCAUGCCCUCCGUCUGCUUCGUCGUGCCUCCCACCAACAAGGAGGCUGUGGACAGCGUCACCGAGCUGGACGGGGGACUGAAGAGGCUGUUCGUCCUCUGGCAGAAGCUUCACGUGGACAUGAAGAGUCUGUUGUCGUGGCAAUACCUCACGAGAGACAUCCAGCUCAUCAACUCCUGGAACAUCUUCAUGUUCAAGACCCUGAAGACAGACGAGUACCACCUGGCGCUGCGCAACCUGGAGCUUCACUACAGCAACUUCAUGAAGGACAGCCAGGACUCCGAGCUGUUCGGGGCCGACGACCGGCUCCAGGCCGAGAACGGCUUCCAGUCGGCACGGCAACACUACGACCUGCUGCUGCAGUCGGUCGAGCAAGGGAUUGUUCCUACAGGAGCAGAGAAUCUCUCUGGAGAGCAAGAUGAGUCCCUAUGUAAGACCUACAUGAGCCAGAUCAGGGACCUGCGCCUCCGCCUGGAGAACUGCGAGAGCCGCACCGUCACCCGCCUACGCCACCCGGUGGACAAGGAGCCCCUCAAGGCCUGCGCACAGAGGACCAGCGACCAGAAGCAACUGCAUGUGGAGCUGGAGGCCAUUAAGAAGGACCUGGACAAGGUGGCAGGCCAGACGGAGGGGGUGCUGAAGUCCCCCGAGGCCGCCAGUGCCUCCGCCCCGCUCCUGCGCUCAGAGCUCGACGUCACCCUCAAGAAGAUGGACCACGUCUACAGCCUCUCCUCCGUCUACCUGGACAAGUUGAAGACCAUCGACGUGGUGAUCCGCGACACCCAGGAGGCUGAGGAUGCUCUCAGGAAGUUUGAGGGCGAGUUACGCAGUGUCAACAAGAUCCCCGCAGAGGAGAAGGAGGUGGCCGCACACCAAGACCAGCUCAAGAAACUCCGCGGCGACGCCGAGAAGGAGCAGUCGACGUUCGAGCGCCUGGACCGCGACCUGCAGAAGGCGGUGGCGGCCCACGAGCGCAUGCGCAGCGUGCACAGCGAGCGCGACGCCGAGCUGGAGCACUACCGCGCCAGCGUCACCAACCUGCAGGAGCGCUGGCAGGCCAUGAUGGCGCAGAUAGAGCUGCGGCAGCGCGAGCUGGACAACCUGGAGCGGCAGAUGAAGCUGUACCGGGAGAGCUACGGGUGGCUCAUCACCUGGGCCGCCGACGCCAAGCAGCGGCAGGAGAAGAGCUGCGCCGCACCCAUCGGGGACAGCAAGACGCUCAAGGACCGACUCACACAGGAGAAGAAACUUCUGCAGGAGAUCGAGAAGAACAAAGACAAGGUGGACGAGUGUCAGAAGCACGCCAAGUCCUACAUCGACGCCGUGAAGGACUAUGAGCUGCAGCUGGUUACCUACAAAGCCCUGGGAGAACCCCUGGCCUCUCCUGCCAAGAAAUCCAAGAUGGAGUCAGUGUCCGACAACAUCAUCCAAGAGUAUGUCAACCUGAGGACGCGCUACAGUGAGCUGCUCACUCUUAUGGGCCAAUACAUCAUCUUCAUCACAGACACACAGCACCGCCUGGAGGACGAGGAGAAAACCGCCGAAAAACUAAAAGCGGAGGAGAAGAAAAAGCUUGCCGAGAUGCAGGCAGAGUUAGACAAACAGAGGCAGCUAGCGGAGACUCACGCCCAGGCCAUCGCCAAGGCGGAGAAAGAAGCCCAGGAGCUCCAGCUCAAGAUGAAGUCCGAGGUCAGCCGGCGGGAGGUGGUGUCCGUGGACGCGGAGAAGCAGAAGCAGAACAUCCAGCAGGAGCUGCAGCAGCUCAAGAGCCUGUCGGAGCAGGAGAUCAAGACCAAGGCGCAGCAGGUGGAGGAGGCGCUCCAGAGCCGCACCAAGGUGGAGGAGGAGAUCCGCAUCAUAAGGUUGCAGCUGGAGACCACCGUCAAGCAGAAGGGCAACGCGGAGGCCGAGCUGCAGCAGCUCAGGGACAGGGCGGCGGAGGCGGACAGGCUGAGGAAAGCCGCCCAGGAGGAGGCGGAGAAGCUCCGCAACCAGGUGACGGAGGAGACGCAGCGGAAGCGCAAGGCGGAGGAAGAGCUGAAGAAGAAGGCGGACGCGGAGAAGGACGCCGCCAAGCAGAAGCAGAAGGCUCUGGAAGAUCUGGAGAAGUACAAGCUCCAGGCGGAGGAAGCCGAGCGGUGCCUCAAACAGGCCGAGCUGGAGAAGCAGCGUCAGAUCAAGGUCAUUGAGGAGGUGGCGGUGAAGAGCGCCGCGGCGGAGCUUCAGAGCAAGCGCCUGUCGCUGGUCGAGCAGACCUCCAAGCUAGAAGCGUCGCUCAAACAGGAGCAGGACGCCGUCCUGCAGCUGCAAGAGGAAGCCGAGAGCCUCAAGAGGCAGCAAGCCGAGGCGUCGAAAGCCAGAGGAGAGGCGGAGCAGGAGCUGGAGAAGUGGCGACAGAAGGCCAACGAGGCGCUCAGGCUGAGGCUGCAGGCCGAGGAGGAGGCCCAGAAGAAGAGCCUCGCCCAGCAGGAGGCCGAAAAACAGAAAGACGUGGCCGAGAGGGAGGCCAAAAAGAGAGCCAAGGCAGAGGAAGCUGCGUUGAAGCAGAAGGAAAUGGCCGAGAAGGAGCUGGAGAGGCAGAGGAAGCUGGCGGACGAGACCGCGCAGCAGAAGCUGACGGCCGAGCAGGAGCUGAUCCGUCUCAGGGCAGACUUUGACCACGCGGCACAGCAAAGGGCUCUGCUGGACGCCGAACUGAAACGGCUAAAGAACGAGGUCAACGCUGCCGAGAACCAGCGGAAACAGCUGGAGGACGAACUGGCUAAAGUCAGGGCCGAGAUGGACGUUCUCCUGCAGGCCAAGACUACGGCCGAGCAGGUGUCCAUGUCCGCCACGGAGAAGAGCAAACAGCUGAUUGAAUCUGAGGCUUCCAAAAUGAAAGCGCUGGCCGAAGAGGCGUCCAAACUGAGAUCUGUGGCAGAAGAAGCCAAGAAACAAAGGCAAGUUGCGGAGGACGAAGCCGCUCGGCAGAGAGCCGAAGCUGAGAAGAUCCUGAAGGAGAAGCUGGCGGCAAUAAAUGAAGCCACCAGGCUGAAAACCGAAGCUGAGAUCGCUCUGAAGGAGAAAGAGGCCGAGAACGAGCGCCUCAAACGAAAAGCCGAAGACGAGGCCUAUCAAAGGAAGUUGCUAGAGGAUCAAGCAGCACAACACAAGCAGGACAUAGACGAGAAGAUGGUCCAGUUGAAAAAGGCCUCCGACACAGAGCUGGAGAGACAGAAGAAAAUUGUAGAGGAGACCGUGACUCACAGAAAGGUGGUGGAGGAGGAAAUCCGCAUCCUGAAGCUGAACUUCGAGACGGCCUCAAAGGGCAAAACUGACCUCGAGAAGGAGCUGAGCAAGCUCAAAGGCAUCGCGGACGAUUCUCAAAAGAGCAAAACGAAGGCAGAGAAGGAGGUUGAGAAGUUCAGAAAGGUUGCUCAGGAGGAGGAGAAGAAAAGAAAGGAGGCCGAAGAGAAAGUGAAAAAGAUAAAGGCAGCAGAGGAGGAGGCAGCCAGGCAGCGAAAGGCAGCCCAGGAGGAGGUGGAGCGUCUGAAACAGAAGGCUGAAGAGGCCAAGAAACAGAAAGCGGAUGCCGACAAAGAGGCAGAAAAACAGAUCACAGCGGCAAAAGAAGCUGCACUUAAGUGCUCCGCGGCCGAAAAGAAGGCACAAGACAUUCUCGUGCAACAAAAGGAAGAUGGCGCGGCCCAAGCCAAGCUCAAGGCAGAGUUUGAGAAGGCACAGAAGCUGGCCAAAGAGGCAGCAAAUGCCAAAGACAAGGCAGAGAAAGAGGCAGCCCUUCUGCGGCAAAAAGCAGAAGAAGCAGAGCGUCAGAAGCAAGCGGCAGAGGCCGAAGCAGCCAAGCAGACCAAGGCUCAACAGGAUGCCGAGAAACAGAGGAAAGAGGCACAGGAGGAGGCGGCCAAGAGAGCGGAAGCCGAAGCAGCUGCGCUCAAACAGAAGCAGCAGGCCGACGCCGAGAUGGCCAAGCACAAGCAACUGGCCGAGAAAACCGUCAAGCAGAAGAAUCAGGUCGAGCAAGAACUGACAAAGGUCAAAGUUCAGCUGGACGAAACCGACAAGCAGAAAUCGCUGCUGGACGAGGAGCUGCAGAGGCUGAAGAAGGAAGUGAGCGACGCUGCCAAACAGAAGGCCUUGGUGGCCGACGAACUUUCCAAGGUCAAGAUUGAGAUGGAGAAAGUCAUUACUCUGAAGCUCAAAAUUGAAGAGGAAAACAAAUUGCUCAUCAAGAAAGACAAAGACAGCACACAGAAGGCUCUGGAAGAAGAGGCCGAGAACAUGAAACAGCUGGCAGAGGAGGCUGCGAAGCUGAGCGUCGAGGCUCUUGAAGCUGCAAGACUGAGGGAGAUUGCAGAGGCUGACCUCGCCCAGCAGAGGGAGCUGGCGGACAAAAUGCUCAAGGAGAAAAUGCAGGCCAUCCAGGAAGCCACAAACCUCAAAGCAGAGGCCGAGAAGCUGCAGAAGGCCAAGGACAAGGCUCAGGAGGAAGCCCAGAAACUCUUGAAGGACAAAAACCAGAUGCAGCAGCGGCUAGAAGAGGAGACCGAAGGCUUCCAGAAGUCUUUAGAAGCCGAGCGCAAGAGGCAGCGUGAAGCCACAGCCGAAGCGGAGAAACUCAAGCUGCAGGUGUCCCAGCUGAGCCUCGCCCAGGCCAAGGCGGAGGAGGAGGCCAACAAGUACAAAACGCAAGCCGACGAGAUCCGCAUUCGCCUGCUGGAGACUGAGAAACACACCUCAGAGAAGGUCACCGUUGUCGAGAAGCUUGAAGUGCAAAGACAACAGAGCAGUAAAGAGGCAGAUGGUCUCCGCAAAGCUAUAGAGAAGCUUGAGAAAGAGAAAGAAAAUCUGAAAAAAGAGGUCGAAGAUGUACAAAAUAAGUCAAAAGAGAUGUCUGAUGCACAGCAAGAGCAGAUUAAGCAAGAAAAGACCAACUUGCAAAAGUCCUUCCUUACAGAAAAGGAAGGGCUGCUGAAAAAGGAGAAAGCCAUCGAGGACGAAAAGAAGAAGCUCGAGAAACAGCUGGAAGACGAGACCAAAAAGGCCAAAGCCCUGAAGGACGAGCAGGAACGACAGAGGAAGCAGAUGGAGGAAGAGAAAAAGAAGCUGCAGAACAGCAUGGACGCUGCUCUGAAGAAGCAGAAAGACGCCGAAGAGGAGAUGAGGAACAAGCAGAAAGAGAUGCAGGAGCUGGAGAAGAAGAAGCUGGCACAAGAACAGCUCCUGGCCGAUGAAAAUAAAAAAUUACGGGAGAAGCUCCAGCAACUUGAGGGCGCAGCUGCAGCAGCAGCAGCAGCAGCAAAAUCCGCAGUGGCGGCAUCUGUCACAAAAGAGAUUGAGAUUCAGACCGACAAGGUUCCUGAAAGUGAACAGGUGACCAUGACCAUGGUUGGAGCAACAAAGAAGGUCCUCAAUGGCGCUUCGGAGGUCGAUGGAGCGAAAAAGGAAGGAGAGCCCGACGAGCUGGCCUUUGAUGGAAUCCGAGGCAAGGUUCCUGCGAAGAGACUUUAUGACAUGGGGGCACUGAGCAAAAAGGAAUUUGACAAGCUGAAGAAAGGAAAAACUUCCGUUCAAGAGCUGAGCAAGACUGACAAAGUCAAACUGUGCCUACAGGGCAAAGACAGUGUCGGUGGUUUAAUGGUGGCGCCAAAUCAGAGAAUGAGCAUCUAUCAAGCCCUGAAAGAGAAGAAGAUCGCACCCAGCACAGCUCUUUUGCUCCUUGAAGCCCAAGCGGCAUCUGGGUUCAUUGUUGACCCACUGAAGAACAGAAAGCUCACUGUCAAUGAAGCCGUAAAAGAAGGACUGGUUGGCCCUGAACUUCACAAUAAACUCCUUUCUGCAGAACGGGCAGCAACAGGAUUCAAAGACCCCUUCUCGGGUGACACAAUAUCAGUCUUUGAGGCCAUGAAAAAGGGGCUGAUUGCAGAGGACCAAGCCGUAAAACUCCUUGAUGCUCAGCUUGCAACAGGUGGAAUUGUUGAUCCGGUCAACAGUCACCGCGUGCCUCUGCAGACAGCGGUCGCGCAAGGCCAGUUGGAUCAGGAGUUCAGCAAAGCUCUUUCUAGCCCACCAUCAGACAAAAAGGGAUUCAUCGACCCCGACACAAAGGAAAGUCUCACGUAUCAGCAGCUGCUGGAGAAAUGCAAGCCUGACCCUGAAACUAACCUCCCAAUACUGCCCAUUACAGAGAAAGCUGCAAUGGGUGAAGGGACAUUCACAGACGAAGAAACCAAAGAUGUGCUCAGUAAGGCCAAUGUGUCUGUUCCGUUUGGAAGAUUCAAAGGCAAGACAGUCACAAUCUGGGAGGUCAUCAACUCAGAGUACUUUACUGAAGACCAGAGAAGGGAUUUGAUUCGUCAGUACAAGACUGGAAAAAUAACUGUCGAGAAGAUCAUCAAAAUUGUAAUCACAGUUGCAGAGGAAAAGGAGAAGGAGAAGGAAAUGGCAUUUGAUGGAAUACGAUCCUCUGUACCUGCUUCAGAGCUGCUUGAAUCAAAGAUAAUAAACAAAGACCUGUUUAACAAAUUGAGUAAUGGCAAAGCUUCAGUCAAAGACAUAUCUGAGAUGGAUGCUGUGAAGAAAGCUCUGAAGGGCUCCAACAGCAUUGCUGGGGUUUACGUAGAGUCCACCAAGGAGAAACUGCCAUUCUACCAAGCCAUGAAGAAAGGGUUAAUUGGAACAGAACCUGCCCUGAACAUGCUUGAAGCCCAGGCUAGCACCGGUUUCAUAAUUGAUCCUGUCAAAAACGAAAAAAUGACAGUGGACGAGGCUGUCAAGUCAGGUCUUGUUGGCCCAGAACUUCAUGAGAAACUGCUGUCAGCUGAGCGAGCAGUGAAUGGCUACAAAGACCCCUACACUGGAAAAACUGUCUCCCUGUUUGAAGCCAUGGACAAAGAUCUCAUCACAAAGGAUCAAGGCAUUCGACUUCUAGAAGCCCAGUUAGCCACAGGGGGCAUUGUUGAUCCAGUGAAGAGUUAUCGUAUCCCAGAAGAUGUGGCCUGCAAACGCGGCUAUUUCAAUGAGCAACUGAAAAGCCUGAACACUCCCUCUGACACUAGCAAAGUAUUCUUUGAUCCCAACACACAGGAGAACGUCACAUACACACAGCUCAAAGACAAAUGCAUCACAGACAAACAGACUGGUCUUCCGUUGAUGCCACUGUCUGACAAAGCCAUCAAGUUGAAAGAAGACCAUAAGUACUCUGAGGUCCAGACAAGGGAUGCUCUAAACCAGGCCACCGUGGAGCUGAACAGUGGACCCUUCAAAGGCAGGAAAGUCACCAUCUGGGAGAUCAUCCAUUCAGAAUACCUCACCGAGGAGCAGAGAAUUAUGUUGAUUCGCCAAUACAGAAGCGGCACCUUCACCAUUGAAAAAAUUAUCAAGAUCAUGGUCACAAUGGUCGACGAGAAUGAGACGACGAAAAAACAGGCCACUUUCGAGGGGCUCAGGGGUCCAGUCACCGCCAGCUCCCUGCUCGAGUCCAAAAUCAUUGACAAGGCUAUGUAUGACCAGCUUCAACAAGGAACAAAGGCACCCAAAGACAUCGUCAAAACUGAUGCCGUGAAAAAAUACCUACAAGGCAGCGAUAACAUUGGUGGCGUAUUCCUUGAGAAAUCCAAAGAGAAAGUCAGUGUGUACCAGGCAAUGAAGCAAAAAAUGCUGACCCCAGACACAGCGCUGGCCCUUCUCGAGGCACAAGCUGCUACAGGGUUUGUUGUUGACCCCGUAAAGAACCAGCAGUUCACAGUUGACGAUGCCGUCAAAGCUGGCGUGGUUGGGCCUGAACUCCAUGAAAAACUUCUUCUAGCAGAAAAAGCAGUUACUGGUUAUAAAGACCCAUACACUGGCAGCACCAUCUCUCUGAUGCAAGCCAUGCAGAAGCAGCUCGUUUUGCGCGAACACGCCGUCCCACUGCUUGAGGCGCAAGUAGCCACGGGGGGUAUUGUUGACCCAGUGAACAACCAUCGUGUACCCAACGACGUGGCUAUUCAACGUGGCUAUCUGACAAAACAGAUGUCCAAGUCCUUCUCCAGCCCGACCGGUGAUGUCAUGGGCUUCACUGAUCCCAGCACUGGCCAGAGCGCUACGUACAAGCAACUCAAGGAUACAUGUAUGAAAGACCCUGACACGGGCAUUUACCUUCUGUCCCUUUCAAAGGCAGAGGAGCCUCCAAAAGAAGAAGAAAAAUCAUACGUGUACACAGAAGAGCAGGCACAGACAGACCUGACAACUACCACAGUUGAUAUCCCUCAUGAGCACUUUGCUGGAAAGCAGACGUCCUUGUGGGAAGUUAUGCAGUCGAACCUGAUACCUGAUGACGAAAAACAAAGACUGCUCGAGCAGUACAGAACUGGAAAGAUUACCAAGGAAAGAAUGAUGAUAAUCAUCAUUGAGAUAUUCGAACAAAGGGAGAUUGUUAAAUCCGAGCAGACGAUGUCUUGUGACGUAAUCAGACGCAGAAUAACCAUCGAAGAGCUCUACAGUGCUCGCAUUAUAGACCUGGAGACCUACAACCUGCUCAAAUCGGGCAAGAAAACCAUCCGUGAAGUCAUGGAGAUGUCGACAGUCAAGCAGUACCUGUUUGGCACAGGAUGUGUAGCAGGUGUCCUUUCAGAUACAUUCGCCAAAGUUAGCCUUUACCAAGCUAUGAAGAGAAACCUCAUUAAGCCUGAUGUGGCAAUGAGUCUCCUGGAAGCACAGGCAGCCACGGGCUUCAUGAUCGACCCAGUAAAAGAUCAGAUGCUGACAGUAGAUGAAGCUGUGCGCAAAAGCCUGGUAGGCCCUGAAAUCCAUGACAAACUUUUGUCUGCGGAGAGGGCAGUGACAGGAUACAAGGAUCCCUACAGUGGGAAAGUGAUCUCCUUGCACCAGGCCAUGAAGAAAGACUUGGUGUCCGAGGACUAUGCCCUAAAACUCAUGGAGGCUCAGGUUGCAACUGGCGGCAUCAUGGAUCCAGAGUACAACUUCCACCUGCCAACCGAGGUGGCCACUCAACGUGGCUACAUCAACAAAGAAACUCUUGAUAGACUCUCCAAUCCAAAUACAGAUGUGACUGAAUUUUUGGACCCAACCACAGAUGAGAAAGUGUCGUAUGCCCAGCUACUUAAACGCUGCAAAGUGGACAAAGACAGUGGCCUGUACUUGCUGUCCCUUGCCGACAAAGGACUUCUUUUCAGGGGUCUCAGGAAACAGAUCACCCUGGAAGAGCUGCUACGCUCUGAAAUCAUUGACCAAAAGACAUACGACGAUGUCAGCCAGGGCAUCAUCUCAGUUGAGGAUAUUAGCAAAACCAUCCAGAAGUACCUUAUCGGCACAAGCUGUAUUGCAGGGGUGUAUGUAGAAUCAAACAAAGACCGCCUCUCUAUCUACCAGGCGAUGAAAAAGAACAUGAUCAGGCCAGGCACUGCCUUUGAACUUCUUGAGGCACAGGCAGCAACUGGAUACAUCCUUGACCCCAUCAAGAACCUAAGACUGAGUGUAGCGGAGGCUGUCAAAAUGGGAGUCGUGGGCCCAGAAUUCAAAGACAAGCUGCUCUCUGCAGAAAGAGCUGUGACAGGCUACAAAGACCCCUACUCCGGCAAGGUCAUUUCUCUGUUCCAAGCCAUGAAGAAGGGGCUCAUCCUGAAAGACCAUGGCAUCCGCCUCCUAGAGGCCCAAAUUGCCACAGGUGGCAUCAUUGACCCUGAGGAGAGUCAUCGCUUGCCUGUGGAGAUGGCCUACAAACGCGGCCUGUUUGACGAGGAGAUGAACGAGAUCCUCACCGACCCCUCUGACGACACCAAAGGCUUCUUCGACCCCAACACUGAGGAAAAUCUGACAUACCUUGGGCUGAUGGAACGUUGCAUGACUGAUCCCGAGACCGGACUUGUCCUGCUGCCACUGAAAGAGAAGAAACGUGAGAGAAAGACCUCCUCCAAGUCCUCUGUCCGCAAACGCAGAGUGGUGAUCGUCGACCCCGAGACCGGCAAGGAGAUGUCUGUGUACGAGGCCUACCGCAAAGGGCUUAUCGAUCACCAGACCUACCUGGAGCUCGCAGAACAGGAAUGCGAGUGGGAAGAAAUCACCAUCUCCUCCUCUGACGGCGUUGUGAAGUCCAUGAUCAUUGACCGUAGGUCAGGCCGCCAGUAUGACAUUGACGACGCCAUUUCCAAAGGACUCAUAGACAAGUCUGCCUUAGAGCAGUACAGAGCUGGCACUCUGUCCAUCACAGAGUUUGCCGACAUGCUCUCAGGAAACAUGAGCGGCUUCCGGUCACGGUCGUCAUCCUUUGGCUCCACCUCCUCCUACUCAAGCUCCACCCCCUCGAUCAAAACCCCCGCCACCACGUGGAACGAUCCGACAGAGGAGACCGGCCCCGUGGCUGGAAUCCUAGACACAGACACCUUGGAAAAAGUGUCCAUCACAGAAGCCAUGCGCCGGAACCUGGUGGAUAACAUCGGCGGCCAAAGACUCCUGGAAGCCCAGGCUUGCACUGGCGGCAUCAUCGACCCCAACACCGGCGAAAGGUUCUCCGUGACUGACGCAAUGGAGAAAGGCCUCGUAGACAAGAUCAUGGUGGACCGUAUUAACUUGGCCCAGAAGGCCUUCAACGGAUUCGAGGACCCCAGAACCAAAACGAGAAUGUCCGCCGCUCAAGCCUUAAAGAAGGGCUGGCUCUACUACGAAGCCGGCCAACGCUUCCUGGAGGUCCAGUACCUCACGGGGGGACUGAUCGAGCCGGAAGUCCAGGGCCGAGUGUCCAUCGACGACGCCGUCCUCAAGGGGACGCUGGAUCAGAGGACCGCGCAGAAGCUCCGGGACGUCAGUGCCUACACCAAAUACCUCACCUGCCCCAAGACCAAGCUAAAGAUCUCCUACAAGGACGCCAUGGACAGAAGCAUGGUGGAGGAAGGCACGGGCCUGCGUUUGCUGGAGGCCUCCUCCCAGUCCAGCAAGGGCCUGUAUAGCCCUUACAGCAUCAGCGGCGCCGGCUCGGCCUCUGGCUCCCGAUCGGGCUCGAGAACCGGCUCCAGGUCCGGCUCCAGGCGGGGCAGCUUCGACGCCACGGGCUCCCCGUUCUCUAGUUCUCUAGGCUUCUCCUCCACAUCCUACACCUCCCCGGGGCCCUACUCCUCCCCAAGCUUCGGCCGCCGAUACUAGUGGCUUAGUUCUUAAGUAAGAGGGGAAAGAGAAAGAAAGAAAGAAAAGUCGUUCAUUCAUUCUGCUCUGCAUGUGGUUGCUAUGGGCCUUUAUAGGUGCUUAAAUCUGUAUUAUUCGCAAAAACUUAACAAAAUACGUAUAUAUAUUUUCAAGAUUCUCUUUUUUUUCCUGAGUUAAUUUAAACUCGUUCUAUUUUUUUUUUCUCUCGUCUCAUCCAAAAUGCUUUAUUCAGAUUAUAAAUACUCCUCAUUUUUACUGUACAUUUUUUAUUUGUAGAAAGGACUUACGACCGUGCAAGAAAUUAAAAUGUAAAUGUUGUUUCUAUUAUUGUACACCGUACAAGUUAGGUCAGAGUUAUUUUUUAGAAAAGUUAACAUUUCGUUAACCUUUUCAGCGUAUGAUUAUUUUGUAAUGAGGAAAGCUCAAGCCUACUGUCUGCAGAGCAGAAUUAAAUAAUAAAUAACCCAAAUCGCUACGUAACACUGCCCAGAGAUAGGUUCAAGGAACAACAAGCUUUAACAUCCUCUGCCAAUCAAUCAAGUCGUUGCUGCCACAAGCUACACCACUCUCGGAUGCCCCAACAAACCCCGCUCUCCAAAAUUGUGCUAAAGCCAUCCAAGAUGUCCAAAAGUGGACUGGGCAUGACUGUUACAAAUACUACACAGCUAGAGUCAACAGCUUGAACCCCUGGAUACUGCUGCAAGUAAAAAGCCCUUCAAAGAGUUAUUGAAGACAAAGAAAUCAGGAAUGGAAAAAAUACGACGAAUCAGGAAACGAAAAAGAGGACAUAUCAGGAAUGUAUAAAGAGGACAUAUCAGGAAUGGAAAGCCAGAUGAUUACUACAAUACAACAACAUAGCUACCAUCUCCACCACCCCCAAAUCACAACUCCAAGGAAGACCUCCAAAUCGAAUCAUCUGCUGCUGGCAUGCCUGCAUUUUCUUUUGUGCCAAAAGGGCUUCAUGACCAUUCUCAUGAUCUCUGAUGUCAUCAUUGAUGUACCACCUGAUCUCUGAUGUCAUCACUGAUGUACCACCUGAUCUCUGUGGCAUCAUGAAUGAGUCUGUGGUGUCAUGUCCCCCGCUCCAGCUCCAGCUCCAGCUCCUGCUCCAUUCUUGUUUUGAAGGCUUCCUUACUGAAGAAACAACACUCAAUGUCUCUCCACGAAAGCAUUUACAUUUCUUAAAACAUUUAAACCCUUGUUCCAGCACUGGGAUGAUGAAUUAAUACAGUGUAUUAUAGUAUUGUCUUAUUGUCAGCCGUUUACAUUGCAGCCGCCCGCAACAGGCACUGGCUUUCUCCAUCUUGUUUCAUAUGCAACAAAAUAAAGAGCACUUUCAGCCAUAGAUUUAAAAAAGUAAAAUAAGAACACUAAGAUUCUAUAUAUAUAAAUAUAUUUACCUGCAUUUAGAAAUACAUGUUCAUAUAUACGUAAAUUUAGUUUUUUUUCCAAUUAAUUUCAUGUCUCAUUUGCACUUUCCUGUGGCACUUCUUGAGUAGCUAUAGCACAUGAUAAAAGAUUACUUGAUCAAAGAAAAAGAAUGUUCCUGGUCUUGACUGCACAAGAGAGUUCUGUUGGAGUAGCCGUGGCGACUUCCUUUGUAUGUGGUAGUAAAAUAGAACACUUAUGUCCCGUUCAUGUGCUCUGGGAAGUAGACAUUAUCCGGUAACACUUUACUUGACGCCGGUGUCAUAGGCAUGUCAUUACAGUGUCGUAAUAGUGUCAUAAGACAGUCAUAGAUAAGUCAUAAACAUUAUGUCCAACUUUGCCAUAACCGAAUGUCACUUAAGGGCAACAGUCAUAAAAUCUUUAUGACAUGGACAUAAUGUUUAUGACACGUGCAUAACUGUGCCAUGACACUGUUAUGACACUGUAAUGACAUGCCUAUGACACCGGCGUCAAGUAAAGUGUUACCCAUUAUCCAGUCUCUGCAACUCGCAUACAUUUUAUACGAGUUGCCGAGUGGAAAAUACCACAUGAGGGGACAUUCAUGUGUGCUUCCCAUGUUGGUGUUUGGUAUUUACCAUACCAAUUCCCAGAGCGCAUGAAUGGACCAUUAAAGCUACGACACUUGAACCGAUGUCUGUUCAGCCCUACUACCACCACCAUCGCUGUGUCUUCCCAGUACCUGUUACUUCCUUCCCUCCCUCCGACUCCUUCCGAGAAUUUCAGUUUUGAUUUCAAUUAUUAUCUAUUUUCUUAUUAUAUAUUCUAUUUUUGGCUUUGCAUGUUUUAAUAACAUAAUUUCAAGAGAUGCAAUAAAAGCUGCUGUACCUGACUUUUUUAAGUACGCGCUACGUAAAAGCUUACACGUCUGUUUUUGGGGGGAGGGAGCCAACCGAGGAGGCAUCAUGGGUCGAACUGUAUUUCAAAGAGGUGAUGUCCUAAUGUAAAUAAACUAAUGGUAUAUACUGUAUAUUA
Engraulis encrasicolus (European anchovy) is the source of this 17772-nucleotide messenger RNA. It is a transcript of the gene pleca, whose product is annotated as plectin a. The coding region runs from base 1576 to 15351 and encodes 4591 amino acids. Gene Ontology annotation, molecular function: structural constituent of muscle; cadherin binding; structural constituent of cytoskeleton. Gene Ontology annotation, cellular component: cytoskeleton; hemidesmosome; cytoplasm. The transcript is spliced from 36 exons. Gene Ontology annotation, biological process: hemidesmosome assembly; wound healing; intermediate filament cytoskeleton organization. The record is from RefSeq and is a predicted model, not a curated record. NCBI's taxonomy places the organism in Eukaryota, Metazoa, Chordata, Actinopteri, Clupeiformes, Engraulidae.